CCGAGACUUUCCCCCCGUCCAGAAAAGCUUCCUAGGGUUCUGCUCCCUCUCUCCUUCUCUCUCUCUCUCUCUCUCGCCAAUGGAAACCUAGGCCCGUCCAUGGAACCGACGCCUCUACGGUUUCCUUCUCCGUCCACGAUCGCGUCGCCAUGGGCGCUCUAACAAAGAACCGCAAGCGCCGCCUCGCCGGCGACCUCCGCCUCCCCUUCUCGUCGCACCCCGUCUUCGAUGUCGCCGCCGGACCCUCCCCACCCUCCAAGAAAGCCAAGAUUCCGUCUCCUCCGGCCGACUUCCGCCCUCUCACGCCCCCGGCGCCGGUGGCGGCGCCCCCCGCCGCUGCCCUUCGCCGGUUUCCUCCCGCCGCCCCUCUGCCUCGCCCCGUCCACGCCCCCCAGCGCAUCCUCAGGGCUUUCGGCCUCGGGUCCGUUGAGCCGAGCAGAUCACGGCUUUCGGAAUCAUAUCUGAAGCGAGAAGGGGGCUCCGAGAUGGAAAAUCUCGUGGCGCGGUUUCUCAAGGGGAAGAAAGCUGCAACCUUCACUCCGUGGCGGACGGGGAAGAGGGAGGACGCGUUGGUCCGUCCCCCUGGGAGCCAGGGUUCUGAGGAUAAUGAUGGGGCCGACGAACUGUUAGGAUUAGAUCAGUACAAGAGGUUAGUUAAAAGCGUGCAAGAGGGCAACUCGGUGGUCUCGGACCUGGGGUCUGUCAAGUUAGUGUUUCCUUCCUCGCCAUUUGGUUUGUCGGAUCGGAAAAUUGUGAACCAGAAGCUCGAGGAGACACCCAACUUGCAUGUGGCGAAUACGAAGGUUGACGAUGAAGGUAAGCUUGUGUCAGAAUGGACUCCAUCGUGGGAGGAGAAAGCUUCAGUCAAAAGGGGUCCUUUGUACAAGGAAUUGCACGUGGAAUCUGCUAGAAAACAUGAUUCAAAGUUGAGGGACUUGGAGCUUCAAGUGGAGUUGGCUGAGAAGAAAAUAUUCUCUUUCCGUUUGGUUCGCCAGGAGCAAGAGAAGAAAUUCAAGGAGGAUGUGCAUGAAGUAUUUCUCCCACUCACAGAUGAAGAAGAGGAGGAUGUUUAUCGUUCUUUGAAUGGUAGAAAUAGUCGUGAAAUCCUAGCCGUACAUGAGGCUUCCAACAUUCAUAUAACCAGAGAGGUCUUGCAGUGUUUGAGUUGCAAUGCUUGGUUAAAUGACGAAGUCAUAAAUUUGUACCUUGAAUUGUUGAAGGAGAGAGAGAAAAGAGAACCCAAGAAGUUUUUGAAAUGUCAUUUCUUCAGCACAUUUUUUUAUAAAAAGUUGAUAAACGGAAGAAAUGGUUAUGAUUACAAGGCUGUAAGGAGGUGGACAACACAAAAGAAGCUAGGAUACAGCCUUAUUGAGUGUGACAAAAUAUUUGUUCCUAUACACAAAGAAGUACACUGGUGUUUAGCUGUUAUUGACGUAAAGGAGAAGAAGUUUCUGUAUCUUGAUUCACUUGGUGGAAUAGACACAGCAGUUUUGAAAGUACUGGCGAAAUACUUAAUGGAUGAAGUAGAGGAUAAGACUGCAAAUCAGGUUGACACACUAUCAUGGAAGUUGGAAACAGUUGAUGACCUACCUUUACAAAAGAAUGGAUGGGACUGCGGAAUGUUCAUGCUCAAGUAUACAGAUUUCUAUAGCCGUGGCUUAAGCCUCUGCUUUAGUCAGGAUAACAUGCCAUACUUCAGGAAGAGGACUGCCAAAGAGAUUCUUAGACUGAGAGCUGAAUGAAGGAAAACAUGCCAUUGCACAAAUCCAAGUUAUGGCAUGAGAUGAAGCCUUCGGAGCAGCUGAUGAGCUGUGAAUAUGAAGUAGACCACCACUAGCGCUGGUCAGGGCUGGAAUGCUGGUUGGUACUCAACAGUCUUCUUCUUGGGUGAAUGAUCUAUCUGCAAAUCGGCUGCCAAUAGACCUGCAUAUAGAAUGACAUUUAUAUUAGACCACAACUUAGAUAAAGCAGGCUUACCUGGUCUUCAUGAAGGGCUUUAGAAAUAUAAAAUAGAGGAGUGUUUUUUUGUUUUUGUUUUCAGUUCUUUCCUUUUUCCAUUUUAUUAUUAUUAUAUAUUGUGUGUGUGUGUGUUGCUGUAAUCUUUGAUAGCCGGGGCUCGAUGUGUUUCGUAUAACUUUUCAUCUUUGAGAGCUUGUAACAGCCAACUCGACUUGUGUCGACUUUGGCUGUGUCAACUGUUUGUUCGAGUCGUGAGUUGUGUAUUCUUGUAGUUUUCAAGGCCUAUAUAAGGGACCUAAAAUUGGUCAACAUAUGGAAUGAACGACAACCACAAAGCAUUUGCUUGAUA
Musa acuminata subsp. malaccensis (wild Malaysian banana) is the source of this 2308-nucleotide messenger RNA. Its product is annotated as ubiquitin-like-specific protease ESD4. Gene Ontology annotation, biological process: proteolysis; protein desumoylation. Gene Ontology annotation, cellular component: nucleus. NCBI's taxonomy places the organism in Eukaryota, Viridiplantae, Streptophyta, Magnoliopsida, Zingiberales, Musaceae. Gene Ontology annotation, molecular function: deSUMOylase activity. The record is from RefSeq and is a predicted model, not a curated record.